AUGGCGCAGAAGCGGCUGCUGCAGGAGCUCGUUCCUCUUCAGAAGGAGAAAUGGGUUCACAUUGAGGUUGACGACGCGAACUUGUUCAAAUGGAAGCUGGGACUUUGGGUGGUCAACCCCGAGAGUGUCUGGCACGGUGCCUUUCUCAAAGCCGAGAUGCGGUUCCCAAGCGAUUACCCGUACCAGCCCCCGACCUUCCGCUUCACGACGAAGGACAUUUUCCACCCUAAUAUCUACCCGGACGGAAACCUGUGUAUCUCCAUCCUGCAUAAGCCUGGAGACGAUGCCCAAUCUGGAGAGCUUGCUAGCGAGCGAUGGAACGUCCUCCACGGCGUUGAGUCAGUUCUCCGCUCAGUUCUUCUCCUCAUGGAUGACCCAGAGAUCAACUCCCCCGCAAACGUCGACGCUAGCGUCAUGUACCGCGAUCACCGCGAUAACUACAAUGCCCGGGCCAAGAUCACGGUAGCAUCUACCCAGAAGGACAUCCCCGCAGGCUUGGAGAUGCCCACGGAAAAGGAACUUACCGCGGCACCCGUCAACCCGGUCGACGAUGACCCGGAUUUUUGGAACAUGACUGACGAGGAGGAUGACUUUGGCGCUAGUGAUAGCGAUAUGAACGACUUUGAGGACGACGAUGAUGAAGACGAAACCGAUAAGUGA
Clonostachys rhizophaga is the source of this 660-nucleotide messenger RNA. The record is from the annotation of a GenBank genome assembly. Lineage: Eukaryota; Fungi; Ascomycota; Sordariomycetes; Hypocreales; Bionectriaceae.